This is a messenger RNA of Monodelphis domestica (gray short-tailed opossum), 2031 nucleotides long. RefSeq names its product sushi domain containing 3 (gene SUSD3). NCBI's taxonomy places the organism in Eukaryota, Metazoa, Chordata, Mammalia, Didelphimorphia, Didelphidae. The record is from RefSeq and is a predicted model, not a curated record. Gene Ontology annotation, cellular component: plasma membrane.
UAUCUGACCCUGCGUACACGGGAGUAUAUUCCCUCCUCUCCUGCUAGAGAGAUUAGCCUUGCCGAGCUUCGCCUUCCUCCUACCUGCACAAGACCCCUCUCCUGGCGGCCCCGCCCCUGAGGGGCAGCUCCUCAUUUCCCAGCCCGCCCCGCAGGGCCCCAGCAGCUGCAGCAGGGAGUCUUGGGCUGGACUGGGCUGGGCUAGGGGAGGGGUGGGGGGGAGAAAGGGCGGGGCGGCCGGGGAAGGAAAAUUGAGCUCACUGCUGGGGCUGCGGGGAGCCGGGGUUAGAGCUCUGGCGCCAGUUUGAACUAACCUAACGCCGCCCCAGCCCCAGCCCCAGCCCCAGCCCCAGCCUGCGGGCCGCCUGGCCGGGCCGGCCGGGGACAGCGGCACUGCACUCGGGACCCUGCGCCCUACCGGGGCUGCAUGGAGCUGUCACCGUUUCGAAGCUGAGCGGCUUCUCGCCGGGCUGGGCUGGGCGCUCGAGAGAUAAGGAAGGAGGCAGGAAAGAAACGAGGAGAGCUGUGCGGGAUAGGGAACAGACAGGACCGCACCGGACCGCCAGCUGCUGCCCUCUCGCUGGCUUCUCCGGCUCUUCUCUCUCCUCCUCCUCCUCCUCCUCCUCCUCCUCUUCAUUUCUUGUCCCUUCUCUUCUUCCCCGGCUCUCUCGGUGCACUGUCUCUCCAGUUCUUGCCGGAACCUGGUGCCCCCGGGGGAGGCCACGGGGGGCGCAGCGCAAAGUGGCGCGGAGCAAUGUCCACAGCCACGGCGGCAUCGGGCCUCGAUGUGUCCCGGACAGCGGUGCUGGCGGAUGGCAGCGGGGAUCCCGUGCCCAAGAACCGCACAGGUCAGUGUAGCCGAGCCUCUCCUCCUCAAGGGGGCACCUUCCAAGUGAUCGCUGGCAAUGGUACCGCUCUUGGGACGAUACUGAUGUUCCAUUGCCCUAUAGGCCACCAGAUGCUGGGGCAAGGCAUCGUUACUUGCAUCUGGAGAGAGAAUGGCACAGAGUGGACAAAUGGGACACCGACAUGCAAGGCUCUACCCGUCUAUGAAACCUUUGGGUUUAAGGUUGCUGUGAUCGCGUCCAUUAUAAGCUGUGCCAUCAUCCUGCUGAUGUCCGUCGCAUUUUUAACCUGUUGUCUCCUCAAGUGUGUAAAGAAGAACGAACGGCGUCAAACUGAAAGAGAUAUGCAGUUUUGGUACCAACUCAGAAGCGAAGAACUAGAAGAUAUGCAAGCUGCUCACUUUGGCUACAAGGGUCGAAACAACAGCAACAACAAUAGGGCCAGGAAUAUGUCAGUGAGUGUUGGAGAGAAUGCAGAGGCUGCGUAUGACAACCCAGGUUUUUCCAGGAAUCAGGAAGACCACGUGGGAUGGAGAGGGAAUAAUAUGAACACUUACCAGCAAAAUGAAAAUGACUUAUGGUCUAUGGAGCAACAAGGUCAGAUGCCACAUGGAAGACACUUCCUUCCACGAGUCAGUGUUGGUCUACCAACAGUGAGCACAGUUCACCUGUUUGAAAUUUCUGGAGAAGACAUGAGGAUUCCCAAGAAGCCUACAACAUAUAUCCCUGGUUAGCCAAAAAAGGACAGAAUUCGUUUGUGGGACCCAGACCAGACACUGCAAGGAGACCUCACUCUAUGUGCCUUAAAAACUCCAUUGACAAGACAGUGUCAGGCAUUUAUUGGGAUAAUUCAUCUGUAUCUGAAGAUUGUAUUCAAACAUGCUUCUAGGGUUAUUAACGUGAAUAUUAUAACCGUUGUUGAUAUUGAACAGUGAUGCUGGCUGUUAGCUAGCUAAUCAAUUGAAAUCAUAGCUGUCACCAAAAAAUCCUGUUGUGAUCUUACACAAAAAUGGAAAUAGCAAAUUGUCAAUUUUACUGCUUUGAAUGUCAUCAAGGAGCGUAACCUUUCAGCUGCUGAAUUCCUUUAACCUGAAUUUCUUUUGUAAAUUUGCAAAUGGGGAUACAUUUUUAAAACAUAUUUUUGCACAGUAGAAUAAGAAAAUGACAAUAAAAUAUUUCUUUCUAAA